Messenger RNA from Morchella importuna, 2859 nucleotides. RefSeq lists its product as uncharacterized. The transcript is spliced from 6 exons. The record is from RefSeq and is a predicted model, not a curated record. NCBI's taxonomy places the organism in Eukaryota, Fungi, Ascomycota, Pezizomycetes, Pezizales, Morchellaceae. Bases 1 to 2859 code for a protein of 952 amino acids. Gene Ontology annotation, molecular function: MAP kinase scaffold activity. Gene Ontology annotation, cellular component: cell cortex of growing cell tip; actomyosin contractile ring.
AUGACUAGCAACGUCAGCGUCCCCCGUACAGCACUCUCUCCCGUCUCUGUCGCCGGCAGUGACUGGUCCGGAAUCUCGAAAUACCAAUCCGGCUCAGACCUCUACGGCCCCGGGGGUGCCCCUCAGCGCAACAACUCAAACAGUGGUAUGCUCGGUGAUGGGGGAAACGGAGGGGGCGGCAAUCCGCGUACAGUGUCCCCGCCAGCAUCAAUAGCUCGCUCCUCUGAUGGCGCAGGCCUCUACGCACAAAGCGAGACGUCGUCUCUCAAGGGUAUCAUUCAGGAGGAGGAAGUCGCGGUCCACCACUCUGCGCUGAAGAAGCUGUUACAGCCGUACCUUGCACAGCAGCAGCUCAGUGGGCGCCCGAAUAAGGCGCGCGACAAGCUGCUCCGGUUAUCCGUGAUUCAGUUCCAGGAGCUGUCGACGGACGUCUACGAUGAACUACAACGCCGCGAGGCGAACGCGCUUCCGGGCGCCGUUGAUAAACCACCGCAUCUCCAGCCCAAGGACAAGUUCCACCCUAAGCGGAACCAGGCGCGGCAGAAGCUCUCAACGCUCGCAAUGGAGCGCUUCAGGGAUCUCGCGACGGACGUAUACUACGAGCUUGAGCGACGAUUCCCACAAUUUGGAGACGGAAGCGGAAGCCCGACUGCUGCAAUAAUGAGCUUGAACGGACUUCCCUCGAAUCGUGUGGGGAGCCCGGGUCCCGGGCGUUCCGGGAGUCCAGGGCCUGGAAUGAUGCAGCCAGGGCGGGUUGGAAGCCCUGGGCCAGGUCGUGUGGGAUCCCCUGGGCCACGGAAUGGACCGCCACCAGGUGGAUACGCGGCGUAUAAUGGGGGCGGGGGUGGGCCGCCGCGAAUGGGAUCUCCGGGAAUGCCGCCGAGGAAUGGGCCAAUGUCCCCGCAAGGGGCGUUUGGGCGGCCGCUCCCAAAGACCUACCAGGCCGGAAAUCUAAUCCCGAAUAAGAGUACUAUGGUGGAGGAUGAUGAUGAUGGGCUCGGAGAUGACUCGGAUCAUGAGGGCGCUUUUGGGCUCGAGGACCGAAGGUCAAAUGGCAUGAAUAGCAUGAACGGUAGGGCGGGGAUGAAACGAGAUAGUAAUAGGAGUAUGAGUAGUUUGAGGAAUGGGGUUGGGGCUGGGAGUGAGAGAAUCGUUUCCGAAUAUAAGAGUAAAAUUGAAACCCUGCAGGAUAAAAUAGCAGCGCUCGAGGGUAGGCUAGAUGACAGGAACCGCGAAAUCUCGGAAUUUAAGAAGGGCGAGAGACGGAGAGAAAGCAAUCUGAAUAUCGAACUCGAGGAAAAACUGGCAGAGGCACAGAAUCUCAAUAAAAGCUUACAGGAGGAAAUUUCUCGCCUUAAGGGGGAGACGCCAGUGGCGGGGACAAGAAAAGUCACAGAAGAAGUCCGGCGUGAAGCAAUGGAGUUCUUAAACCAGAUGAAAUCUAUCUCUGAGCGUGCCGACAACUUUUACGAAAAGGAAGAACGCAUGCAUGCCGACUAUCAAAAGCUACAAGAUGAGGUCAAAGAAUGGAAAGCUCGUUAUGCCCGCACCAAAGCUACGCUCCGGAAUCUCCGCACAUCAUCAAUUGGCCUCGUUGUUCCGUCCCCCGCCAACAUGACCAGCGGAUUCUCAGACCCCAACGGACUCGUGAAGGAUGUUCACAUUACCAAGUUCCAGAUCGCGAUAGAUGAGCUUUUGCGCACCGCUCGAGGAGCCAAUUGUUCGCAGACCCUUGAUUUUGUAAAGGGUGUGGUGGUGGCUACUAGAGCGAUCAUGGAGAACGUAGAAGACUCGCCGAAUGACGAUCGUGGGAAAUUGAAGGCAAGGGUAUCGGCAACAGCGAAUAACUUGACGACGGCAGCGAAGAAUCAUGCAUUGAGUCAGGGGCUGUCGCCGGUGUCCUUGGUAGAUGCGGCUGCAUCGCAUUUGUGUGCAAGUGUGGUAGAGCUGGUCAAGGUCGUGAAGGUUAGGACUUCGGUGGGGGGUGAAAUAGAUGAAGAGGACGAUGGUGAAGACGAGAUCAGGUCCCCGGACUCGCCAAACAUGAAUGGCAUGUUUGGAGGCAAGCUACAUCCUGAGAACCGGAACCAACAGCAGCAUCAACAACCAAUGCAGAAUGGAAAUGUGAAUGGAAAUGCCCAGCAGCAGCAGCAGCAGCAGCAGCAGCAGCAACAACAACAAGCGACGCCACAGAUUCAGCAAAAUCGUCUCAGCGGUGAGAGCGUCUACAGCCCCCUUACCUCCCCACGCUCUUCACACAACGGCGAGGACAACCUCCAAUUCCCUCCGCAAGACGCCAAAGGCCGCAACGGCUCCGUCGGCGGCCGUGCCGGCGGGGCCUGGGGCGACAUUGCACCGUCGCUCGCGGGUGUUGGCAGCCCGCCCCGUCAACCCCCAUUCCACGGGCUCCGCGUCCCCGAUAAUAGCAACGUCGAAGAACUACGGGUCUCGCUCGAAACGCAAACCGAGGGCAUCGUCGAGAACAUCCAGCACCUGUUGUCCUCAAUCCGCGCCGGUGAGGACAUGGCGACGCUGCAGGGCCACGUCGAGCAGAUUGCGAGCGUGGUCGACAGGGUCGUCAAGAACACCGAGGACGCGAUGGAGCAGAGCGGGAACGAGAAGCUCCGUGAGAGGGGUGACUGGAUCGUGUCGAACCUGGCGGGCUGCGCGGGUAAGAUGAGGGCUGCAACGAACGGCCCCAUGCCGGCGGAUGGACCGGCGGAUAAGGAGUUUAGGGGCGGGCUGGCGGCCCUGGCGUUUGAUCUGGCGAGGGAGACGAAGGACUUGGUGAGGACGGUGGAGGAGAUUAGUGAUGAGUCGAGGAGGCCGGGGGGAAUUAGUGUGGAUGAUCUGAGGUAG